AAGUAAGAAACAAACUGACGGAGCUCACGGUCUUUAAGUAAAAUUAAAACGGUCUAUGAGGGAUGAAUGGGGUCGUUUCUUCUUCCGUCUAAGAGAAAACAAAGAAAGUCCGUUACCGAAGGCGCUGAACAGCUGAUGGAGUCUAUCAUCAGAGACUUUGAGACCUCUGUAUCAGUGAAGUUGGGUCUGUGUGCAGAAUAUACAGAAGUAAGACCACAUGGCUUCUACAACACAGUCUGCCUCAGAUUACGUCAAGAAUCACAGAUCCCGCCUUGUGGGAAAAUUAAAGAAUCUCUCAGUGAUUCUGGAGAACUUGAGUCAGGAGAACUCGGAUAAGAAACAAGUUUUAAGUGAUGAGGAGGUCUGUGUAAUAGAAGCAGAGAAAACUGACUACAAUAAAACCAGAAGAAUACUGGACUCAGUCAUAAAAAAGGGGGCAGCAGCCUGCUAUGAGUUCCUCAGGAUUAUUUACAUGACGAGGAAGAGGACAUUAGAUCCUGACCUGCACUACUGGAUCAGCUGGUUUCCUUUCAAGGAAGACACAGAAAUGGAUACAAACUACCUACAAGGCUCAAAGCCGUGCCACCGAUAUCAGGGAAAGUUGAAGUCAAAAGCACAAAAAAUAUCAGAUGAGUUUUGGAAAAAUCAGUUUAAAGGAAACAACAAGCCUGAUCUGUCGUACACAUCACUUGUGUUAGACACACAAGGAAAAGAUUCUCCAUCUAAAAUAAAGAAGUUAAAGAACAAGAAAAUGAAGAAGAGUCGCCCUAAAAAGCUACGGACAUACAUCCCUGAGGACAAAGCAAACAUUUCCCCCCGUGACCUGCUGACAAAACAUCAAAACAUACUCCUGGUUGGUAAACCUGGAAUUGGAAAGACAGCACUCGCUCAUGAAAUGUUAAAACUCUGGGCAGAAAGAGACAACGAGACGCUCGAUUACAUGUUUUACUUUGACAUGAGAGAAACAUCCGACAUCAGGAAGGACACGAGCUUGGAGGAUCUUCUCUUCAGUGUGUACAGUGAACCAGAUGAAGGCAAAGAAGAGGUCUUACAGGACAUUAAGCAGAACUCUGACAAUGUUACACUCAUCUUUGAUGGAGUCACAGAUCUGUCUUCAUCAGUGGUGAAGAGACUUGUAGAGAAGGACCUACUACCUGAUGCUAAAGUCAUCGUGACUUGCAGACAGGAUGAUGACGAAGAGUUUGUUUCUGAGGACUAUCUCAGAGUGGAAGUGAAAGGCUUUAGUGAGCAGACUAUAAAAACAUACUUAUCUGCAAUGCUCGGUGAAGAACAGAAGAAGGUUUUGAGCAACGUGGAGUUGUUAACUCUGUGCCAUGUCCCAAUGUAUGCACUGAUGGUGGCUGUCUGCUUUUCAUUUGAGACGCCAGAAGACUCUCCACAGCCAUGCACCAUUACUGAAAUCUACAUCAAUAUCGUUCGUUUUUGCCUUCAAAUAAACAACAACAUAGACGAGAAAGAUCUAAAUCCCUUCAUCAACAACAAGAGUAAGGAAAUACUGUCUUUGGCUGAGGCUGCUUUUCAUGCAACUGAAGGAAAAACUGUGAACUUGACAGAACAUCCCUGUAAGGACAGCUGUGUCCUUGGCUUUCUGAAAGCACUUUUUAUCAAAGUGGCCCACACUGAGACAAAAGCCACAUGUGCAUUUCUCCAUUACACAAUGCAGGAGUUUUUUGCAGCUCUGUGGCUCUUGAAGAAUCCAGAAAAAAUCAAGGAAGUUUUUCAGCAAUGCCUCACUGAGGAGAAGAAACACAUGAAACAUCUGAUCCCUUUCAUGUGUGGAUUGUUGAAUGAGAAGAGCCCCAGUUUGAUGAAUUGUCUGAUUCCAGCUCAGGAGCUCAAGAAUACAUCUAACUGGUUCUUCAAGGAAAUGAUAACCACAUUUUCCAACAGUGAGCUUUAUGGGGACAUACUCUUCUUCUGCCAGUGUUUGUAUGAGUCCCAGUGUCCUGAAGCAUGCGCCCACCUUCUGGACAAACUGGGCUACCAUCUUGAUCUGAGUGGAGAGAGUCUCGAUCCUUACCCUUGCUGUGCUGUGGCCUAUGUGGUCACUCAGUCAAAGGAGAGGAAAAUAUUCCUGGAGCUUGAGGACGUCACGGUGUCAGAACAAGGAAUGACACGACUAUUUGGAUGCCUUGCAAAUGUCCAGUGGUAUGACUAA
Sander lucioperca (pikeperch) is the source of this 2179-nucleotide messenger RNA. Its product is annotated as protein NLRC5-like. The transcript has 4 exons. NCBI's taxonomy places the organism in Eukaryota, Metazoa, Chordata, Actinopteri, Perciformes, Percidae. The record is from RefSeq and is a predicted model, not a curated record. Gene Ontology annotation, molecular function: ATP hydrolysis activity. Bases 218 to 2179 code for a protein of 653 amino acids. Gene Ontology annotation, biological process: regulation of apoptotic process.